Rangifer tarandus platyrhynchus (Svalbard reindeer) is the source of this 447-nucleotide messenger RNA. NCBI's taxonomy places the organism in Eukaryota, Metazoa, Chordata, Mammalia, Artiodactyla, Cervidae. The record is from the annotation of a GenBank genome assembly.
AUGUUUGAGGAGAGUCAGGAGGGGCUUGCUCAAAGGCAGGCGCCUGUGGGACUGUGUGGAAUCAAGACCAAGGACCAAGCUCCUGGAGCCCCCGCGGCUGACACCUGUCACUCGUGCCCUCCUCUGCCCAGCCUGGGCCUGGCUCUCCCCGCCGGCACGGCGUGUGGGAUCAGGAGGGCAGCCCUGGAUCCUCCGCGAGCCAGCCUCAGGACCGCCUGGCCGAUGGGGAGAGGGGAAGGGCUGUGCGAGUCAGCCGUGGAGCGGGUGGGCACUAACCAACUUCCGAGGGCGCGCGGGGAGGGGCGGCUAUACCGCUUGGCGCUGCGCAGCCGGCCAGAGCAGCCGCCUCGGACUCAGCCUCACUUACCGCGCCAGGCAAAGUCUGACCCAGAGCUGGAGAAGGUGCAGUGUGGACAACCUCCUCUCCCACCGAUGGUACUGAGAUAG